AUGCAGAACGAGCAAGAGCCGAUGUCCGAGGCGGAUUCUAUAGAAUGCCCUGAUAUUACGAAUCUCGCCGAUGGGACUACCUAUGACGAGGUGGAAGAACUGCUACUCUUGCAUUUGGCAGACCAUAAUGAUUCCCUCCCACCAGAGCUCGAAGCAACUAUGGUCUCAGAGGAGGACAGACCCGUGCCUAACAGACAGAUUUCUCCACUACUCAUGGAACGCCCUCAGAGUUCUGGUAUUGACAUGGCAGCUUUUUGCUUCCAGAGGCCUACCCAGGGUCCAAAUUUGUUCUCCCUGCAGCCAGCAAGACGCUCCACACUGAAUACCAUGCCUCCUGGGGCUGAUGCUCAUCUCGAUGGUGGCAAGGAUGUGUCCUUAGUCACUCGAAAAGGACUGAGAAGAGAAAGUUCUUCAUAUCCAGCGAACUCGCAUAUCAGCACACGUAAUGUAAACGUGAUUCCAGGAAAUGGAUCUCUCGAAUCACAAGUACCAGAGGACACCUCUCUAGAGACAACACGGGGCAAGGUGCAUGCUGGGCAUGGCUCGCACGCUUUGCUUUCUGCAGAUGUUUCUGUACCACAAGUUGGCCAACGCUCGUCCGCUGAUUUAGAGGCAGUCUCAGAACGUGCAGCGCCGGACAGACGUACCACUUCCAUGGAACACAGAAAGAACACCCAAAGAAACGAGGUGACAGAGCAUGGAAGCAAGGCACCCAACAGAAGUAUCUCUGGUGAACAUCAAAGCAAAGCGACCGAGCAAAGUUUGUUGGUUGCUAGAAACCAAACAUCAAGAAUCACAAAGCGUCGCCGUUCAAGCAAGAAAAGCGCCUUCAGUGCCAGGCUUCUAUCGACUGGUGGUUCUGAAGAUGAAGAACCCAAACUAUCAGAAGAAGAUCUAUUCCAGUUGCUAAUCAACCGUAUCAGAGAUCGCGAGAAAAGUGCAAUGGUCGCCUCUAAGAUCAAACAGCAAAUGGAGGCCAAGAUUACAAAGGUGGCAGAGGAAAACAAUGUGCUGAAAGGCCAACUGGAAGAAUCUUGCCAGCAGAUCCAGAAGCAAUCAUCUCAGCUACAAGCCUACAAGUCCCGCAUGGAAACAUGGAGGUCGAAGUUUGCGAAGUUUAGAAGCUUCUUGAAUGAACUUGGCUGCGACUUUCAGAAUUUACGUGGCGAGGCUAUUCAGCUCAAAGGAACAAGGAAAGAGUUGCUGUUAGAGCGAAACGAGAUCAGCACCAGCAUAAAAGAAGCAAAGGCACAGUUAGCCAAUGCUUCAACCAACGCUGAACAUAAGCGGGGUGAGCUUUUAAAGGUGGAGAGCCAAAACGACCUGCUCAAGCAAAGUCUGAAAGAUGCUGAGGAGAGAUCAAAUUACCUUUUGACGCAGCUGUCGGAUGAGAAGAAACGAUCAAGUCUUCUUGAGGUCUACAUUCAAAAUUGUUCCAGAGCUCAGUCCAUUCAAUUGGACAAGAUUAUGUCUCAUCAACGUGAGAUCAGAGGAGGUUUCGAUGCCGUUUUAAAAAGUCUGGGCGAUCAACAUGUUGCUUCCAUAAAGUCUCUCCAAGAGGGUCUGAGCGGUGAUUUCAGCGGUUGUCUAGCUUCACUCGGAGAGUUGCGGGAGGGUAUCUCGUCAGGAAAGGCUGAUGUAGCAGCAUGCACAGACAUUAUCCACGCCUUCUCAGCGCGCAUGGACUCGGCGAUGCACCAGCUGAAUGCUGGUAUCGGAAAGGGGACUGAGGCAACUGUAGGCCUGACCGAGAGCCUGAAAGCACAGACGGAGAUUAUCGAGAAGCAUAUUGUCAGCGACAAUCAGCUAGUGGCAAAUAUUUCGAAAGAUUCAGACACUAAUGAGAGCUUGCGAAACACGCUUCGAGGAUUGGCGGCCGCCAAUGAGGGCAUAAAUGUCUCAAUGAAGGGGCUAGAGGCGAGAGAAAGCGGUCUUCUGGAUCAAUUUACAGCUCUGGAAGCCAGUCUAUCGGCGAUGCAGCUACCAGACCAGAGACAAAUUUUAAAAGAAGAGACUCAACGGUUUGAGCAGACACUUGCCGAAAUGGAAAGAAAGAUCCAAGGUUUGUCGGAACAGUCCAAGUUGGCCGAGGAAGCCUUGAGAAACAAGGAUCUUGAAAAUCAGACAUUGAGAGGAUCGCUGGAAAUUGCAUCAGCAAAGGUGGAAGAUGAUGAUUCUCGCGUCCGGAGGUACGAAGCGGAAGUAGCAACACUGAAGGAUGAGGUCAAGUCUGUGGAGGCAAGGGUUCGUAAAGAGCUCAGUAGAGCUAGUGUUAUCUCCCGAGAACAGGAUCGGGCAAGAUACGACCAGCGAAUCCAUGAGCUCCUACGAGGGAAAUCCGAGGUUGAGAGAAAUUUCAGCAAGGUGUCCAUGCAGUUGGCUGAGACACGACGAGACCGAGUAGUGCGCGAAGACAUGAUGAAGCAGCGAGUGAACGAACUGGAACUCCUGCUUGGGUUUAAAGAAAAGGAGAAUGAGUGUCUCAAAAAUGACAUAUCUGAGAAAACAUCCAAGCUAGAAAAGGAGAAACACGAAUCAGCAAGACUUACAGAGGCCGUGUCAUUGAGCGCGGCGGAGCAGGCAUCUCUUCAGCAUCAGAUUGAAGAAGCUGCUCACCGGAUUUCAAGUCUUGAGGGUGAAUGCUCCAGAAUCAGCCAAGAGGGAUCAAAGUCCAUCGAGGAUAUUCAAAGCAAGCAUGACAUGCUCUGCAAGGUGUUGCAGGAAAAGGAAGACGAGUGUGUUCUCAUCCAGUCACAGCUCAAGGCUAAGAUGUCCGAAAAGGCGGAUCUCGAAAACAGCAAAGGAAAGGCGGCAGAAGAGAUAAAGUCACUACUUAGAAGGGUCCAAAAUUCCGAGAAGUGGAUGAACAAACUGAAAGCAACGCUUGGACAAGCGGGCCUUGUCACGCCUGACCAGCCAGCCUCGGAAGCAUGGAGCAGCCUGGAAACUAGUUUGCGCACAGUUAUUAGCAGAGAUGCCGCCCGCAAUUCCUUGAACUCAUCUCCUGGUGGCAACCAAGAUGUUGGUGGCUCGAAGGCGCGAAGUUCGACUCUAGGACAGGAUGUCUACAAGGCUACAGAAGUGAUCUACAAAGCAGAAAGCUUUCAAGCAAGCAUUAUCUCUUCGCCUUUCCCAGCAAAAGCUAACCCGACAGAAAACGACGCCGAAAAACAGCCUUUCUGCUCAGCGCAGAACCCCAAUAUUGUACCUUUUUCAAGCUUCCGCCAACGGUCACCGAUAGAUAGUUCUGUCUUCGGUAAUGACCAGGAUGAUCUUGCAGCUAUGCUACUUCUUACUUCAGAGCAACAGGUUCCGAAUGAGGUCCAUUCGGUUAACAAGCCCGUCGAAGCCCAAUCGACAGGAUCAGCCAGCGUCGCUGCACAAGAAGGAACACUUCCACGAAUGAAAACCGCUGGUAUGUCAGCCAAGAGCAAAGUGCUUCAGCCAGACCCUCAAGACAUGAAUGAUGAGAAGGCACUCGAAACGAAGUGCAGCAGUAAAGAGAAAGAAACUAGAUCAAAAGGCGUCACUUUCGAGGCACAAAGUACGACAUCCCCAGCGCAGAAACGCAAAUCAUCGGCCGCGAGCAACUUCAGCCCCAGUCAGUGGCGGAGCCAGUCCAUAGAGGACAGACCAGCCCGUCUAAAUCGCCGCACAUAUGCCAGGGCUCGUCAACCCGUGUCUCGGACACUGGCGACCCUUGAAGAACAGCCGACCUGUCCCCCUAGUAAUGAGCUUGCUGAUGGAGCUGCGCAUGCCACCGCAUCUUGCUCCACUGGAAACAAACGAGCAAAGGUUUCUGUGGAUCAGAAGCCACAAACAAAGCCCGUCAGCGAGUACUUCGAGCGCAAGCCAACCCCCAAGAAGCUUGCUUCCGGAAGCAGCAGGCCUUCUUCGAUUAAUGCCAGCCAGGGGACCAAUCCAAAGCGAGCAGCUAGAGGCAGGGUAGCAGGGCGAAAGACACGAGGUGAUCAUUACAAUGCUCGCUUCAGCCGAGGAGCCUGA
Messenger RNA from Aspergillus tubingensis, 4005 nucleotides. RefSeq lists its product as uncharacterized. The coding region runs from base 1 to 4005 and encodes 1334 amino acids. The transcript has 8 exons. NCBI's taxonomy places the organism in Eukaryota, Fungi, Ascomycota, Eurotiomycetes, Eurotiales, Aspergillaceae. The record is from RefSeq and is a predicted model, not a curated record.